Messenger RNA from Amphimedon queenslandica, 567 nucleotides. Its product is annotated as queuine tRNA-ribosyltransferase catalytic subunit 1-like. Lineage: Eukaryota; Metazoa; Porifera; Demospongiae; Haplosclerida; Niphatidae. The record is from RefSeq and is a predicted model, not a curated record. Gene Ontology annotation, cellular component: cytosol. Gene Ontology annotation, molecular function: tRNA-guanosine(34) queuine transglycosylase activity. The coding region runs from base 83 to 415 and encodes 110 amino acids. The transcript has 3 exons.
GAACUUGUACUUACUGUACUUUACAAAUACACUCAUUUCUGUAUUGGUGCACUAAUUUUUUUAGGAUAGUGGUGGGUUUCAAAUGGUGUCUUUGUUAGAGCUCUCUAAUGUGACCGAAGAGGGAGUUCAUUUUCAAUCACCGUAUAAUGCAUCACCUAUGCUACUGAGUCCUGAAGCAUCAAUAUCUAUACAAAAUAUUAUUGGAGGUGAUAUUAUUAUGCAAUUAGAUGAUGUGGUUCAUUCAUUAACUGUUGGUGAGAGAGUGGAAAAAGCAAUGAAAAGAUCUUGUAGAUGGUUAGAUCGUUGUGAAAAAGCCCACAGUUCCGAAACAAGACAAAGUUUAUUUGGAAUUGUUCAAGGUGGUCUUGAUCCUCAUCUUCGAAAAGAAAGUAUUAAAGUAUGGAGCUUGGAAUAGGGCUGAAUCAACGAGUGUACUGGGCCUACUGGCAAUGAAGAACAACUACAAUUAAGAUGGCUGUGGAAUGAUAUAGCAAGAAUUAUCCUCAAGAAAAGGGACACUACAAAACAUGGACCAUGGACUGUGGACUGAAAAACUAAACCAAAAAA